GGUGGGAGUCAGGAGAAUGUUGGGUAGAGAAUCUUGGAACUGUUGUGCUGGUGGUCAUGUGAACGCACCAUUUGAGUACUGGCCAACAUUUCAGGAUUGUUGUAAAGAUUUCUAUAGUAAAGGAAGCUGAAGCAAUUUCAAAAUUUAAGAAAAAUCAACAAAAACAGACCUUGCAGCAAACCCCAGAUGGACUCUUGGGUUCCACCACAGCAACCUCCACCACAAGGGAGACAUCCAGCCUGGAUGGAAGGCCGUGACAGGGGCCCAUGGAGGGAAGUUGCCCGUGGGCGUCCUCCUCCUCAUUCCAGGCACAACAGUGAGUGGUUUUAUCACCAGUACCCAGACUUCAGGGCAGGGCCCUUACCUUUUCCAGAUGGCAGAGCAGAGUACUACCAUCCAGCCUUUCAUCCACAACUCCAGGACUACACAAAACCAAAUUCAAGGGCAGAGUAUUAUGAAAGCAGCCAUCCCAACAGGUCAUACUCAAGGCAAGGUUAUGAAGAUCUAUAUUGGAACUCUGUGGAAAAUUAUGCGUAUGGAAGUUACCAGAGAUACCCUCAAGUACUGCAGAGUGAGAGAGAUCCAAGACAGAGGGAAACUUGGAGCGAACAUGCAAAUUACUGGGACCAGAGUCAUGACAGAGAUUACCUUCAUGAGGAAGGCAGCAGCUUUGUAAGGCAUGAAAAUGGGACAUCAGUUCGAUCUAAGAAGCACAACUCCUAUGAAGACAGUUACCGUUCAAAAGAAGAAGACCCCUAUGCUGCCAGUUACAGCUCUCCUUUGCAAAAAAAGUGGAUCCAAGAUGAUUUCCAAAGGAACUUUGUGGAAAAUGUCAGUGUCCCAGCACCUGAGCUUCCCUUGCCUGAGGAGCCAAGCCUGCUUCAACAGUAUAAAGAAUCUGGCCUGAGCUCCAGUAGCUAUGAGCUCAGUCAGUAUAUGUAUGAUGCUUCCAACCGUUAUGAAGCAGCUACCUCCUUGGACUGGAGUCCAAUUCAGGCAGCAGAAGACUUGCCAGCUCGUCCUCAUCCUGUGGCAUCCCAGAAGUUUUCCCUCCCCCAUGUCCCUGUGUGCUUUGGAGCUGGAGGGAAGCUGAUCCGAGGAUGUCCUAAUUAUCCAGCAGAGGGGCAACCGGCCCUUGUUGAAAUACACAGUCUGGAGGUUAUCCUACAUGACACUGCUGAGCAGGAGGCAAUGCGAGUUUUCCCAGGACCCCUAAUCAGGGAAGAUCUGCACAAGGUGGACGUGAUGACAUAUUGUCAACGCAGAGCAGCCAUGGGCUGUGACCUGGCAUCCAGCCGAGGGAGAGAUUCCGCCUUGCUUUGGAAACUCCUUCUCCUCCUUUGCAGACAGAAUGGGUCCAUGGUGGGAUCAGAUACAGCUGAGCUGCUGAUGCAGGACUGCAGGCACCGGGAAAGAUACAAAAGACAAGAACCAGCAGCAAAUCUGAUCAAUCUGACAGAUGAGGAGUGGCCGAUGCAGGACUGUGGGACUCAGGACCUCCUUACAGGGGAGAUUGUUCCAAGUGCUGCCACCCCAGGGCAAAAAGUGGAGAAGUUCACCAAACUCCUAUUCUAUGGCAGAAAGAAAGAAGCUCUGGAUUGGGCUAUGAGAAAUCGGCUGUGGGGCCAUGCUCUCUUUCUGUCAAGCAAGAUGGACCCAAGGACCUACAGCUGGGUCUUGAGUGGGUUCACUAGCACUCUGGCCUUCAACGACCCUCUGCAGACACUUUUCCAGCUCAUGUCAGGAAGGAUACCUCAGGCAUCUGUGUGCUGUGGUGAUGAGAAAUGGGGUGAUUGGAGGCCACACCUGGCUGUUAUCCUGUCCAAUCAGGUGGGAGAUGCAGAGCUGAACCACAGAGCCAUUGUCACCAUGGGAGAGUCAUUGGCUGGGAAAGGGUUGAUAGAAGCCGCUCACUUCUGCUACCUGACAGUGAACAUCCCCUUUGGCCACUAUGGAGUGAAAACAGACCACCUGGUGUUGCUGGGCAGUAGCCCGAGCCAGACAUUUGCCCAAUUUUCAAGGUCUGAGUGUAUCCACGCAACAGAGAUCUUUGAGUAUUGUCAGCUGCUGAGGUGCCCCCAAGCUUUCAUCCCCUCUUUUCAGGUAUACAAACUCAUUUAUGCCUCUCGCCUUGUGGACUAUGGCCUCACUGCCCAAGCCUUGCAUUAUUGUGAAGGGGUUGGGAUGGCACUUCUUGCUCAGAAUCAAAACACCUACCCCAUCCUCCAAGAGCAAGUUAUUAAGCUGUCAGAGCAGCUGAAACUCUCAGACCCACGGCUCCUGGAGAAGCCUGAAGGGGAGGUGACUUUGGAACCAGACUGGCUCAUAGAGCUCCGAGCCAGAUGUCAGCAAUGGGAGGAGGAAGAUCUUUCCAGUGCUACACCCACCCACCCAGAGCUUCCCAGAGUCAGUGGAUCAAUACCAGGUUUGGCUCCUCAUUCUGAAUUUGCACAAAGUCAAGGCUGCUGGGAGGAUCUCAGGGAACAACAUCCUGCUGCUCACCUGCAACCAGUGGCCUCAGCUCUGUACCAGCCAGGCACGGAGCAAGGACAUUUGCAUCCUGGAUCUGGACAGCCUAUGGACACAACUGUUGCUGGAACACAGACUUUUCUAGGGACUAGCCAAGGCUCCAUUUCAUCUCCAGGAGAGGUUCCAGAUUACCACUCCCCAUAUUUGUACCAACCAACAGGAAGCUCUUUGGAAUUUCAUAGACCAUACCCUGGUGAUCAGACAAACAUUCUGCAGCAUCAGAACGCUUUAAAUGCUCGGACUAGGACUGUCUCUGAGAGUUCCACCAUAUCCAUGGUGGAAGAUAUCUCACAAGCCCCAGAAAAAAUUGAAGAGGAAGCCACAUCAGAGAAGCCAGGAGUGGAGGAUGCUGAGCACAAACAAGUGAAGGCCUCUGGUUCUGGUUGGUUCAGCUGGUUCCGAUCAAAGCCAAAGAAGGAUGCAGAUUCAUCUAAGAAGGUAUCGGCUGCUUCCUCAGAUUUCCCUGCUCCAAUUUCCCAGGGGAAAGUGGCUACACCACCUUUCCUCUCUCCUACAGAUGGGACAAAGUUUCCUCCUCCUCCUCCCAUUUCACAUCUACCUCACACAGAUGGCAACCCCUUUUCCCAAAGCUUUCUAGGAACCAAAAGACCAGUAGGCCUUAGACGCCGGGAAGAAACCACAUUUCCAGGUGCUGGAGACCAGGUCUCAACGGUAGCAGCCUCUUAUGCUGGUCACCCACAACGGAUUUUUCAGCAAAGCCACUCACCUCAUCCAUGAUGAUUAAAACCCUCUAGGAUAUUUCUAAAACCUUCUAGCAGAUCAGAAGCCAUUCCCACUCCUGAGGUUAACAACCGUCCGAUUUGUUAUGUAGCUCAUUUCCUUUUUUCUGGCAAUCUAGUCCUUCUCCAGAGGGUAUUACUGAGAGUGUUGGGGGGGGGCAAUUACUUGCUUCCCCCUCCUCUUGUUUUUUCUCUGCCUUUUAAAAUGUGGUUAGACUGGUGGUAUGCAGUUGUGACUCAUGUAUAAUGAAGACAGGAUGAAUUAGCAGUAUUUACUUGAGCAUAAAUCUCACUAAUACCUUAAUGUUAGCAGUAUUUUUCAUUUCUCCUUGGCCUGGGAAUCAACAGAUCAAAAACAGGGAGAGAUUAUUCCAGGGUCACCUUUGAUUUCCUUUUGUAUUUCUCAGGGAAGUGAGAAACUGGGGGUUAGGGGGAAGAGCCUAGUUGUCUCUGCAUUGUCAAUCAACACAAUUGGUCAUGAUCCAUGAGAAGAAUAAAUAAGGCAUGAAAUUGGCAGGCA
This is a messenger RNA of Hemicordylus capensis (graceful crag lizard), 3789 nucleotides long. RefSeq names its product SEC16 homolog B, endoplasmic reticulum export factor (gene SEC16B). The coding region runs from base 187 to 3267 and encodes 1026 amino acids. The record is from RefSeq and is a predicted model, not a curated record. The transcript has 25 exons. Gene Ontology annotation, cellular component: endoplasmic reticulum exit site; ER to Golgi transport vesicle membrane. Gene Ontology annotation, biological process: COPII vesicle coat assembly; Golgi organization; autophagy. Lineage: Eukaryota; Metazoa; Chordata; Lepidosauria; Squamata; Cordylidae.